ACUCCGCCAUAUUGGAAUUUCACACAGAUUGGGUGUUGGUGGUUUUUGAGCGUUUCGCCUUCGCUUGCGUUUUGUUCUGUUUUUCUAGCUCCCGACCCGACUACACCGGCCACUUGCUGAAGUCGCCUUGGAACUGCAGCACGAUGGCAGACGACAAGCACACUCUGCCGGUGGCGGACGACGACGAGGACAGCCCGAACUACAAGCCACCCGCAGCCAAGAGUCUCAAGGACAUUGUGGAGGCGGACAAGGAGGACACCUCCCUGCAGAAGUACAAGGAGACUCUGCUGGGGGCCGCCACUGCUGCAGCGGUCAUUGUCGAACCGGACAAUCCGAGCUGUGUGCUGGUCAAGAAGCUGGCUCUGGUGGUGGAAGGCAGGCCAGACGUGGUGCUUGACCUGACAGAGGACCUGGAGCAGCUGAAGAAGCGCACAUUCACGGUGAAGGAGGGCAUCCAGUACAGGAUCCGGGUGGAGUUCUUUGUCCAGCGGGAGAUCGUCACGGGCCUCAAGUACGUCCAGAAGAUCCAUCGGCACGGAUUGCAAGUGGAGAAGAUGACCCAGAUGGUGGGAUCGUACGCGCCGAAGACGGAGAUCCAGUCGUUCACGACCCCGCAAGAGGACAUGCCGUCGGGGAUGCUUGCACGGGGCACUUACAACGUCAAGUCUCUCUUCACGGACGACGACAAGCACGAGCACCUCAAGUGGGAGUGGACCUUCGAGAUCAAGAAGGACUGGGAGGACUAGCCGACGGAAGGAUGCCUUUUGCCCUCCUGCACCGCCGUCGACUGUACAUAACGGAGGCGCCGCCGCCCCGUUUACGUGAUUCUGCUGUUUUCUUCUUCGUUUUUGUCUGUUGCCGUUUCGUUUCUCGGUGUUCCAUGGCCUUCUCCUUCGUUUUUUUCUUCAUGGUUCCGUUUAAGUGAUUCUAAAGCUCCCUAGUUUGUCUUUCAGGUUGUUUCCGUAGGUCUAUAAGAAACACUGCCCCGUGUUUACGGUUUACGAUUUUCUCCCUUCGUUUAUUGUUUCUCGUGGUCUUGUUUCCGUAGGUCCACGGUUUCCCACAGUUUGGGGCAAGACUUUCUUAAAGUUAUUAUUUUUUUUUUAUAACCCAGAGGGAAACAGUUCUAUGCAAACAAGUUUCCGCAGGAAAGCUUUUUCUUGUUUCUGUUAACUGAAUGCUCCCAGUUUUCCUUGAACCGCUGGCUUGGAGAGAUUUCGUGGCAAGCCGACGGUUGCUUUUUGAGUGUGAACGGUGGGAUGUGCAAGUCUUGAGUGCCGGCAGCACAGUUUUGUCAACGGCUUGCCAAAGACGUCGUCUUUGCUCGGUUCGAAUCUCGCUCACACGACUGUUCCUGGGUGUAAUACGACUUGUUAACACGGUGAAUGCAACGCAAUGUUUUAAGGGACCUUCUUAUUCGCAAUUGGCUCACAGACGUCGGGCAGUCCCGUGCCGCGAUUUUGUAGACUGCGACGUCGUCCACAACGGAAACCGAACAGAGAGAUGCAACUUUGUGAUAACUUUGUCGACGGUCACAUUGCCGGGAUUGUGCGAGAACGCCCGCUACUCUUUUUCUAACGCCAUGCCGACGUCUGAGUGUGCCAGGUUUACGAUAACUUUUGCCACGGACAGUGGCGUAGCCAGGAACUUUUCAGGGGAGGGGGGGACUGAGGCGGUUGGGAUGUCCACGAAUUGGGGUGCGGAGGGAGGUAAGAGGGUCAAACUGCACGUGUAUAUUAUAAGGCCGGCUGUGUUUCUGGGGGUGCCGAGUCCCCGUAAGCCUCCCCCCUGAAUACGCCACUGGCCGUGAAAUCGGGGUAACGCAAGCCGUAAUGUCUUGCUGAUACGUUGCUGUUUUGGAGCCGACCUUGUCUAAGGCCUUUGCUGUAGCCAAGACACGGUCAUGUGUCACCUAUGGUUGCUGCGCACGUUUGUCUUUGCAUACGGUCGUGUCGCUUUGUAGGCGGAAGUGCGACGCCCGAUUCUGCUUCCUCUCCGAGGGCGACGUUGCCAUUUUCGUGUGUUCUUUCUUCGUUGGUUUCGGUUCUGGUUUGCCACGUCUGCGAGGGCUCGGAGCGGUCUUUUCCCCGCCACGUGCUCCAGUUGCCAAAUGAUUGAAGUCGUCCGCCUUCGAAGCUCUCGCCCGCAGUCUUAAUUUGCUGCAAGCCGCUCGUGCAAGCGUCGUAACAGUUUUGUCGGUCCGCGACGCGAGUUAAGUCUGCACAGUCUUUUGAAAUAGAGAGAGAAGGAACUUGUUGUUCACAGUUUGCUCACAGUGGAAACAAAGAAACAGAAAUGCGCACACAGUGUUCCCUCGUCUUGCAGGCGCACUCUGAAUGAAACCCACACGCCUAGAAGUGUUGCGUUCGUCCAGCACCUAGCCUUGACCCGCGUUGCGGCGACCUUGUCGUCGCAACGUUAGCCUUUGCAAUGCUUCCCAUUUUUACUGCACACAAAUUUUCGUAUACAGUCUAACGUUUAUAUGUGCCGCAACGUUGACAACGCAGAGAGCAAGUCGUCUGCUUUUUGCGCAGCGGUUGCGGUGACGUUGGAACGACGCCAGAGCUCCGAUUGGUUUUGAUUGAUAGUGGGUAGACUUCAAUGCUAGAUGCCUUUCGGUCUACCCACUAUGUUUUCAAUCGGCCAAUAAGAGCUCGGCGUUCCGACAUCGUCGCAAUCCCUGUGCAAGAAGCAGACGAACUUGCGCUUUGCAUAAAGAGCAUCUAAUCAAAUGUCGCACGGAGAGUUUAAUGCGAACGGUGUUCGCCACCUCACCCCUCUACCGUUUUGUACGUGCCUUAGAUGUGAAGAACCACCUAUGGUGUCUGCACAUUGCAUUUGUAGAUCUGCACACGUGCGUGCACACAUUGGGACGACAGUAUUUUGGAGAUACACGUUUUGAUGGCAGUUCUUUCACGGAGCAGAGAACAACGAGGAAUCCUUUUUUUUUUCUUCUGGCCAUGCUUUGCAGAUGAGCUGGUGUGUACCUCCUGUUGCAAUAAACAACAUAUUUAAAAUGGA
Molecule: messenger RNA, 3021 nt
Organism: Ixodes scapularis (black-legged tick)
Lineage: Eukaryota; Metazoa; Arthropoda; Arachnida; Ixodida; Ixodidae
Gene: RhoGDI
Product: rho GDP-dissociation inhibitor 1
Exons: 5
Coding region: 144-746 (200 amino acids)
Biological process (GO): Rho protein signal transduction
Cellular component (GO): cytoplasm; membrane; cytosol
Molecular function (GO): protein binding; Rho GDP-dissociation inhibitor activity
Source: RefSeq, a predicted model, not a curated record